CUAGCGUGAAAGUCUGCUUAGUGAGGAUGCGGCCGAAGUGGGGUGAGUCGAUUGCGAAGGGUAGAAUGGUGCCUGCACGGGCUUCCAAGGUUCGUUCGUCGCUACCAGGAUGGGUUGAGUAGGCAAAGAAGACCAUGGGUCGGUGGAUGUCGCAAUGAUUGGGCCGCAAUGGGUACCACACAAGAGCGAGCCCAAAAAGGUUACUGAAACGAUUCGGCGGAUGCGUUUCGGCGGCUGAUGUUCCAAGGUCGCAAGCCAUUGCGGUGUGUACCUGUAAUGGAAGAGGCCCCUUUGUAGAUGAGUCGAAACCGAGUGGUAUGCGAAGUAUUUCGAUGCCAUAUUGCACACGCCGGCAGGAUAGAAAAUGGAACCUAAAACUUUGGAGUUACUCCUUGGCUGAGGACAUGUCUCUUAAGGGACUGAUACGGUCAGGUAAGAGGGAGACAACCGGUGGGUGUCCACACCCGCGUUACCGAACGGGAGGCCCCAACAUCCUAGCGGGCAAAUCGCAACCCAACCCACGGCGACGCAAGUAUUCCGUGGUUGGGGCCAGAGGUAUCUUUUUUGAGGCGAUUCGCAAAUCUUCCCCAAAACCAGCUCAUACAAGGCCUAGAAGCCAUUCGCGAGCUUUCAACUUCGCAAACCGAAUACUCCGCUCCUGCCGAAGGCCGCGCACUGCACCUCCCAAGCAGGACAAGAACCGAUCGUCCAGUCGGAGCGAGCAAUCAAAAACUGAAUCUUCAGUCUUCACACCGACUUUAAAGAGAGUAACAAUACGGACUCCUCCACCAUGGCGGUCCACGACACCGGCUGCAGUUGUAAGGCCAGCACUCGCCUCAGCUGAAGCGCGUAUGCCAAUCGGGCACUUUGUCUCGAACGGACCCCCAUCUCCCGUUCUGGCGCCAAAGAUAGUCGCGUAUCCCGGCCUACAACAAGCGCCAAAGACAGAGCACCCAGUCGCGAACUAUGUGAGGUCACUGAGUGAGCGAUGUCAUUCGUGCGGAUUAGCGACGUGGCAGUGCGCAAAUGCAACCAACCUCCACGGGACAGACUUCACGAGGAUCCCAAAUCUUGAUGUCCACGUCGAAAUGCGAGACCACGCUCGGCUUCACAGGUACUGGAAGAGAGGCGCUACGGCCGAUCGCACGAAUUGGGAGUUUGUGACCCUGUUCCUCAUCCAUCGUAACGGUUCAUCGCAAAACCCGGUGGAGGUCCGAGUCGGAUUUCCAGCGCAUGCGGUACCGGUGAUUUAUAUGUGCGAGGGGAAGAGGGCAGAGAUCGCGUACCACUUCCGGGAUCACGUCGAUGUUAUUCGGGUGGGGACGAUGGCGACAACAUAUAUGGUGAAUGCAGCCGGAAAUUUCAUCAUCGGCGCUCUCCUAGUUCGCUCUUGAGACCCUAUUGGGGGCGGCAAUCAGUUGCUUGAUCAUGGAUUUCCUCUCCUACCACUGCAUCCAGAACAGACUGCGUCUGAUU
Molecule: messenger RNA, 1476 nt
Organism: Trematosphaeria pertusa
Lineage: Eukaryota; Fungi; Ascomycota; Dothideomycetes; Pleosporales; Trematosphaeriaceae
Exons: 2
Coding region: 318-1394 (358 amino acids)
Source: RefSeq, a predicted model, not a curated record